Messenger RNA from Uranotaenia lowii, 2978 nucleotides. Its product is annotated as facilitated trehalose transporter Tret1-like. Gene Ontology annotation, molecular function: transmembrane transporter activity. NCBI's taxonomy places the organism in Eukaryota, Metazoa, Arthropoda, Insecta, Diptera, Culicidae. The record is from RefSeq and is a predicted model, not a curated record. Gene Ontology annotation, cellular component: membrane. Gene Ontology annotation, biological process: transmembrane transport. Bases 898 to 2526 code for a protein of 542 amino acids. The transcript is spliced from 6 exons.
GGUUGCAUUCACCAGAUCGGGAAGGAAAUUUCCCAUUACACAACGAAAUUGGCAUAACUUGGGGAAUGUUUUUGUUUUAAUUUGAUUCUUUGAAAAUGUGUCCUGUUUAUUAUCACGUUGAAAGAAUUGGCCUUCGAAGUGUUAUUGCUUAGAAAAACUUUGAAUGCCGGGAAAAGAAAGACAUCGCGUGAUUGAAAACCCAGGAACUAGACAUAUCGUCUCUUUGUAUCCCAUUGCAGCGCUUUUCCCGAUCAAUGUAGUGCGCGGGGUUAGAAAUGUGAGGAUAGCAGCAAGCAAGUAAACAAGUCCGAUGCUUUCGGAAAUAAUUGCAAUGAUAAUUGCACUCUCUGUAUAUGCAGAGGGAAAUAGAUGAAUCUCUCGCUCUGAGGACCUCAACGAUGACGACGGGCGUCGUCGGUUUGGUCGAUAAGAAAGCGGUGUCGUCCGGUGACAAAUUGAAGAGAAAAAAAACACAUGGGUGUAUCUCUACACUUUGAGAUACAUAUAGAUUUCUAACGGAAAGAUGCCGGCCUCUAACCGGCUACAUAUGAUCAAUGGACAUACAGCCGGCGAACCACUUUUAUUAAUAAAUACCUACAACGUUAAGUGGAGUUAAUUAUUGUGGUUUGCAUGAAUAAUGGAAGACACCACGUGUCAACCGCUAGUGACUUGUUGGACUGAUACAUAAAUGUUGAUAAUAUAGGAAAAUAAACAGUGGAUAAGUGAUGGUAAUAUACAUAUCAUUCUUACCUGUCAACAUGUUUUUGAAGAGAUGGUCACUAAAUUUUUAGAAUAUUGUGAAUCCAAUCAGUCGCAGCAUUGAAAAAAGUGACCAACUUCCUGUACGUCUUAUGGAAAAGUGAUUCGAUUUCUAUUGUAGUGCUUUAAGACGGAGACAUGUUAAUAGGAGAGACCGUAACGGACCGGAAAGACGAUGCGUUCUGCGAAAUCGUAGUCAGUUGCCAGUCGCUCAGCAAGUACGAGACCAACAUCUGGUCGGCCUUACCGCAGAUCACCUCCUCGAUCAUCGCCGCAGCAUUUCACAUCGUCAUCGGCGUGUCGUUGGCAUUCUCGGCCAUCCAAAUACCUCAGCUCGAAGAUCCCAGCAGUGAGCUGCGGAUCACCAAGGCACAAUCGUCAUGGAUUGCUUCCAUAAUCGUGAUCAUGGUUCCGAUCGGGUCGCUUUUCGCCGGCCUGGUGAUGGAGUUUCUCGGCCGGCUGAAUACCAUCAAACUGGCCACGGUGCCCUGCGUCAUCGGGUGGAUCAUCAUUGCCCUGGCCGAUAGCUUCACGAUGAUAAUGGUCGGACGGGUGCUGACCGGAUUUGCCUGUGCCAUGGGUAUGAGCCCGGCCAUCGUCUACAUCACCGAAGUAUCCCGGCCCGAUAUGCGGGGAUCGCUUAUUUCUUCCGGACCAACCAUUGCUUCCCUAGGUAUGGUAAUAGCAUAUACGAAGGGUGCCUUCCUACACUGGCGUGUUGUCGCGUGGACCAGUAUCAUCUACACCGUGCUGCCGGUGAUACUGAUUCAGCUGUUCGUACCGGAGUCUCCGGUUUGGUUGGUUUCAAAGGGCCGUAUUGAAGAUGCUGCCCGGUCGCUUCGUUUCCUGUACAAAAAGUAUCCCCAGCCCGAUCAUACGGACACACCUUUGGCCGAGAUGCACUUGAACGCACUGCUCAAAGACCGAGAAUCGAAAAUUCGCGAAGCCGAACGUACCAUGGGUGCCAACAAAAGCAAACUUCGGGGUUUCCUGAAACCUACCGGCUACAAACCGCUGAUCAUCCUGUUCUGGUUCUUCCUGAUCCAACAGUACAGUGGAAUUUACAUCACACUGUUCUACGCGGUCACCUUUAUCCAGGAUGUCGGGACCGAGGUGAACGCCUUCACGGCUUCCAUUUUUGUCGGAAUGACACGGUUUUUGAUGAGUCUGUUUAAUGCCUGGCUGCUGAAGCGUUUCCGUCGAAGGUUGCUGGUGAUGGUUUCCUGCACCGGAAUGGCCAUUUGCAUGUUCACGUCCGGAACUUUCACCUACUGGAUCAAAGAGGGCACCACUACGCUGACGUGGGUUCCUGUGGUUGGAUUGCUGCUGUACGUUUGCUCUUCCAUGAUCGGUUUGCUGACCAUCCCAUGGACUAUGACUGCUGAGCUGUUUCCGACGGACAUUCGAGGUAUCGGCCACUCGAUCUCGUUUUCUCUAGCUUACGUUCUCAUGUUUAUUGCCGUUCAAGGAUACAGGUCCCUGGACGAAUUACUUGGCGGUGCCCAUGCGACCCAAUGGAUGUUUGGGGCUGUUUCGGUGAUUGGCUUUUUCUUUGCCCUGUUCUUCCUGCCAGAAACGCACGGCAAAUCGCUCGCUCAAAUCGAGGCGUACUUCGCCGGCAGUAAGAAGCGUUCUUCAACGCAUGUCCAGGAGAGCAGCUCUCCGCGAACCAAUGUGGUCGAUCACCUGAUCAAAAGUCCCAGCACAAUACGGAUGGCCGAAAUGGAGUCGAUGUUGAAAUUGCGCAGGGAUUCAACAACAGCUUAGGGCGAAUAGGCGUGAUACGAAACGUAUAUUUCUAUGUGUUUUUGCUAAAAUUUAUCAGUACGAAGGACAAAACAUUCAGAUAUAAGUGUACUUACGCUGCUUUAUAAAAUAUAACUGCGGUCAAAAUUGAGGAGAAAAGUAUUUACAAAACUUUGAUACUGUAACAAUGAAGGAGUACUUAAACGAGAAAAUGGGUCUUGCUAUUCAGCUACAAGUAGCCCUACGAUACAACGCUAGAACAGUAUUACAUUUUGAAACUGUAUUUUUGUAUGACAAAUAUCAAUAAAUUUCUUACGUAUAUUUUCAGUUCACUUUGUACCGAUUAAGGAAUAGAUGUUAGAUUUGUAAAAGUAAGAGUUGUUUUAAAUCUGUUGGAACACAUUUCGAUUAUAAAAACUUUUUUUACGGCAGCUUCUGAAAUAUAUUUAUUUACAUUCAUUAUUUAACCGUAA